CAAGUGACUGAUGUCCUUAUAUGCGGCCCGGGAGUGUGAAUAACGAGUCCUGCGGUGCGGAAUAUAAACCUUGUGGUAAGAAUUAUGUCUAGAGGUGAUUGAGAUAUUUGAUCAAGUUAGCGCUGAUGAGUGACAACGAGGAAGCGGCGGCGUGUGGCGAGGAGGAGGAGGAGGAGCUAGAGGAGCCGGAGAGACCCGUGGCCUGGACGUCUGGCUGGGACGAGGAGAGCAACGACGUGGAGUCCGACCCUGACCCCCACGCAACACCCGAGCGUGAAAUCCUGUGGGCCUGUGAGAACGGCAAGCAGAGUGUUGUUGAGAAGAUCUUGCAGCAGCAUCCUGAAGCUGUAGGUGCAACUGACAGCGAUGGGUACACUCCGUUGCAUCGGGCUGCAUACAGUGAUUUCCCAGAGAUUGUUAAGCUUCUUCUGAGUGCCGGUGCUUCAGUGUCUGCAAAAACAGUGGAUGGCUGGACAGCUCUUCACUCAGCCUGCCGUUGGAAUCACCACGAUUGUGCCGUGAUUUUAAUUGACGGUGGGAGUGAUGUUAAUGCUGUUACCAACAGUGGCCAGACACCUCUUCAUGUUGCUGCUGUUAACCCUCAGGCACACGAAACUUUGCAGCUGUUAUUGAUGAAUCGCAUUAUUAAGCCACUCAUGACUAAUAGCAAUGGCGAGACUGCAAAAGAUCUGGCAAUGAGGAGUGGACCGUAUGGACAUUUAUUCGAGGUUACUGAUCCUGUCUUGAAUGUUUGUGAAGAUCAAGAAUGAAAAAGAAAAUUUCAAGCAUU
Molecule: messenger RNA, 790 nt
Organism: Procambarus clarkii (red swamp crayfish)
Lineage: Eukaryota; Metazoa; Arthropoda; Malacostraca; Decapoda; Cambaridae
Product: ankyrin repeat domain-containing protein 49-like
Molecular function (GO): protein binding
Source: RefSeq, a predicted model, not a curated record